AAUUAAAAUUCUGUAACGUUGGGGUUUUAGAAUCGGUGUAGCCAUACUUUCGAUUACAGCAUUUGGAAAACUCAAAACUCAAAAGAGGCGAUUUCAACUUUCAAGAAUUGAGCGGCAGUUGCGAUGGACAGUUGUAAUAGUAAAUGGCGUCUACAAUCUAGCCAAUACCUUGGAGAAAUCUCAGCUUUGUCUUUUCUUCAUCUUCCUUCACACCUCUCUUCUCUUCCUUAUCUGCUCGCCGGUUCCGGUUCGCAAGUGCUGCUUUAUGACUUGCAGGCGGGAGUAUUGGUGAGGUCGUUCCAAGUUUUUGAAGGAAUUCGUGUGCACGGAAUUACUUGUAAUUUCGUUAAUUGCGCUGAAGGGUCAUCGUCUACAACCGUUGCAUUCAGAGUUGCUCUUUUUGGUGAAAAAAAAGUUAAAUUAUUUAACUUAAACUUUGAAUUCAAAUUUCGAGAUCAGCCAGAUAUAAUUGUGGAUUUGAGUUUAGUUCAAGCGUUGCCGAGGUUAAGUCAUUGGGUUUUGGAUGUUUCUUUCUUGAAGGGCACUGAGGGUGGCCAUUGUCUUGCCAUAGGAUGUAGCGAUAACUCGGUACGUGUCUGGCACACCUUUAACUUAAGUUUCAUUCUUGAAGUUCAUUCUCCAGAGAGAUGUCUUCUGUAUUCUAUGAGAUUAUGCGGUGACAGCCUUGAUACUCUCCGAGUUGCAUCUGGUACUAUUUAUAAUGAGAUUAUUGUUUGGAAAGUGGAAUCUCUAUAUGUUGCUCCUCUUCUAACAAGUCUUGAGGAAGACCACUCAAAUGUGGGUUCACACUCAAAAUAUGUAAAGCUUCUUCAUCAGCAAUGUAAAGCAGUUAAUAUAUUUAGACUCAUAGGACAUGAAGGUUCUAUCUUUCGCAUAGAAUGGUCUUCCAAUGGUUCAAAACUGGUUUCUGUCUCUGAUGAUCGGAGUGCUCGCAUCUGGGAAGUUCAUGCUAAACAGAAAGACUCUGAUAGCAUGGAAGAGGAGGUAGUCAGCUCUGUGCUAUAUGGCCAUAAUGCUCGAGUUUGGGACUGCAGUAUCACUGAUUCUUUUAUUAUCACUGCUGGUGAGGAUUGUACAUGUCGUGUGUGGGGAUCAGAUGGUAAACAGCUUAAGAUGAUUAAGGAGCAUAUAGGAAGAGGCAUAUGGCGUUGUUUAUAUGAUCCGAUCUCUUCUCUUCUUGUUACUGCUGGAUUUGAUUCUUCAAUCAAAGUGCACCAACUACAUAUUUCAUUGCCUGGAAGCUUGAAGGAAUGUCCUGAGGCAAAAGAGCUUAAUGACAGAUUUGAUGUAUUCAGUGUGCGGAUCCCAAAUUUAUCAGACCAUAUUCAGCUUAUGGACAGCAAAAGUGAAUAUGUACGCUGCUUGCGUUUAACUCGUGAAGACACCCUUUAUGUCGCCACAAAUCAUGGUUAUUUGUAUCAUGCCAAAUUAUGUGAUGAGGGGAACAUUAACUGGACUAAUCUUGUCCAAGUCUGUGAAGGGCUGCCGAUAAUUUGUAUGGAUUUGUUGUCAAAAAACAUGCCAGGGGAUCCUUGUGCCAUUGAUGAUUGGGUUUCUGUUGGAGAUGGUAAAGGGAGAACGACAAUUCUUAGAGUUGUAGGCGAAUCUCAUACUCCUCGAUUAGCUGUCAACUUUACAUGGUCAGCAGGAAUAGAGAGACAACUUUUGGGAACCUACUGGUCUAAGUCAUUGGGAUAUAGGUUUGUUUUUACAGCUGAUCCUAGAGGAAUAUUGAAGUUUUGGCAGUUAAGUGAUCAGUUGUCAUCUGUCUCUCUUAUUGCGGAAUUUUCUUCAUGUUUUGGAUUACGAAUAAUGUGUUUGGAUGCAUCAUUUGAGGAAGAGGUACUGGUAUGUGGAGAUCUACGUGGUAAUCUGGUUUUAUUCCCUUUGUCAAGGGACCUGUUACUGGGCACAUCUGCUGUAUCAGAAGUGAAGAUAUCUCCUCUAACUCAUUUUAAAGGAGCUCAUGGGAUAUCAACUGUGUCAAACAUUUCAGUUGCUAGACUAAGUUCAAAUCAAAUUGAAAUUCGCUCGACUGGAGGAGAUGGCUGCAUAUGCUAUUUGCAAUAUGACAAGGAUCAUGAAAAUUUGGAACUUAUGGGGAUGAAGCAAGUGAAAGAGCUAAGUUUGAUUCAAACUGUCUCAGCAGAUAACAACUCUGUCGAUGAUCUGGCCAGCUGCAACUAUGCAGCUGGUUUUGCAUCAGCAGAUUUUAUAAUAUGGAACUUAAUAACCGAGGCAAAGGUUUUGCAAAUUUCAUGUGGUGGAUGGCGGCGUCCUCAUUCUUAUCUUCUUGGUGAUGUACCAGAGAUAAGGAACUGCUUUGCCUAUGUCAAGGAUGAAGUUAUCUAUAUUCAUAGACGCUGGAUGCGGGAAAGUGAGAGGAAGAUGUUUCCUCAGAAUUUGCAUAUGCAAUUUCAUGGGAGAGAAAUGCAUACUUUAUGCUUUGUCUCUGAAAAUUCUCAAGUUGGAGCCAAUGUGGAGGAGAAUCCUUUCGACAGAUCCAGUUGGAUUGCCACUGGCUGCGAAGAUGGAACUGUAAGAUUGACUAGGUAUUCUCCUGGAGUUGAUAAUUGGUCUGUGUCUAAAUUGCUUGGGGAGCAUGUUGGUGGAUCGGCUGUGAGAUCCAUAUGCUGUGUGUCAGAAAUACAUUUGAUUUCUUCUGGUGUGAAGAAUGCAUCUGAUGAGAUAAAUGGACGAAAAAGUGUUACAGAGGAUGAAGAAAAGCUUUUCUUACUGAUAUCAGUUGGUGCUAAGCGGGUUUUAACUUCUUGGCUGCUAAGAAAUAGGGCAACGGACAAUGUGGAAGAAACACUUGUUGGAAAAAAACAUGAUAGAUGUAUAAAAGACUACAAACCUUCACUAGGGGCAUCCUCAAAUUUGUCGUUCCAGUGGCUUUCCUCUGACAUGCCAACCAAGAAUUCCAGUGCUUGUGCAAAAUCAAAGGACAUUCAGAAAAUGGUCAACAUUGCCAAAAAGGUUACUACUACAAAUACUGGAUCAAGUUUUCCAGAAAGUGGGGAGACAGAAUCAAAAACUUGUCUUAGGGAUAAAUAUGAAGAUGACUGGAGAUACCUGUCUGUCACCUCAUUUCUGGUUAAAUGUCCUGGGUCCAGGUCAACUGUCUGUUUUGUUGUUGUCGCCUGUUCAGAUGCCACACUUUCAUUGCGGGCCCUCAUUUUACCUCACCGACUAUGGUUUGAUGUUGCAUUGUUGGUUCCUCUGUCAUCACCAGUAUUGACAUUACAGCAUGUAAUUGUUCCUAUACAUCAUCUUUUUAAGGAGGAUGUUCACAUUGGAUCUGUAUAUUACGUGAUUAGUGGGGCCACUGAUGGAAGCAUUGCCUUCUGGGAUCUGACUGAGAGUGUUGAAGCUUUUGUGCAGCGAGUUUCAACUCUUCAGGUUGAUAAGUUCAUUGAUUGUCAGAGACGACCAAGAACUGGAAGGGGAAGUCAGGGUGGACGAUGGUGGAGAACUUUAAGCUGUACCAAGCCUAAGGAAAAGCCAGGCUGUAAUUCAAAUAUUGUGAAAUCUGGAGAGGAGGGAGCUUAUUGCGAUACACUAAAUCAUGCCACAUGCAGUGUGUCAACAAAAUCAAAUGAAAUGGGAAAUGGCACUGUCAAAGCUUUACAUAAUACUUUCUCUGAGCAGGAGUUGAAGCUAGUUGAUUCUGCUUCUGAAAUACGUGAAAUUUGGCCUAUACAUGUUAUGAGUAAUGUUCACCAAUCUGGUGUCAAUUGUCUCCAUGUUUCAGAGAUGAAAAACUGUCAAAGAAAUGAUUGUGAUUUUCAGUUCUGUGUAGUUAGUGGAGGCGAUGAUCAAGCUAUUCAUUGUCUUAGAUUUGAUUUGUCUCUGCUGUCUAUUGCUCCAGAUUCCAAGAUUAUUGCACCAGAUGUCGUAAGUUCAGUCACUGAAUCCGAAAAUGUAAAAGUAAUUUAUUAUGGUCAAAAGUUGAACCAGAAUUAUAGGAUCAGAAUUUUUAAUCACUACAGAGUGCCCUCUGCCCAUGGCUCCGCUAUAAAAGGACUUUGGACAGAUGGGGCUUGGGUGUUCUCAACUGGUCUUGAUCAGCGAGUCAGGUUUUGGCUUCUUGAGCAAGGUAAACUAACUGAGCAUGGUCAUUUAAUUGUUUGUGUACCAGAACCAGAAGCAUUGGAUGCUAGAGCCUGUGUCAGAAACCAAUAUCAAAUUGCUGUAGCUGGAAGAGGAAUGCAAGUUGUCGAGUUCUCUGCAUCCCAGGCUGUGGAUGUGUGACAAUAAAGUAAAUUCUGGUGAUUGUGAUUUUGUUCCAUCCUCGAGCCAAUAUUUCGGCGUAGCCAGGGUUUUUUUUCUGUUUUCUGACACAUUUUUAACGAGUGUGUCAUAUCAUCAUGGACAUUUGACACAUGAAAAUUGGAUAUACAAGAGUCUCUCUAUGUGGAUAACUAAAAACUGAUCUGCCAAUUUUUCAGUUUCAA
Mangifera indica (mango) is the source of this 4478-nucleotide messenger RNA. RefSeq lists its product as uncharacterized. NCBI's taxonomy places the organism in Eukaryota, Viridiplantae, Streptophyta, Magnoliopsida, Sapindales, Anacardiaceae. Gene Ontology annotation, cellular component: cytoplasm. Gene Ontology annotation, biological process: tRNA methylation. The transcript has 20 exons. The record is from RefSeq and is a predicted model, not a curated record. Gene Ontology annotation, molecular function: protein binding. Bases 124 to 4275 code for a protein of 1383 amino acids.